AUGUUUCAUUUAGCUACGAAAUUUCCUUCACUCGUGUACACAGUUGACUCACUGUACAGCGUUUUCGGGCUCUCAAGCAAUGCUACUCAUCAAGAUAUCAAAGAAGCGUUCUAUCGACUGUCAAAAAUAUAUCAUCCUGAUGUGACUGAUGAUCCUAACUCUAGAGAAAAGUUCCAUGAGUUGACAAAAGCCUAUGAAAUCCUGGGAAAUCCUGUCAAGCGGAAUGAAUAUGACCGUGGCCUAAUUCAUACGAGAGGCGGUGGUGUGCAUCACUUGUCUAAGGAAGGUUACACAAUUGACUCUGUAAAGGACAAAGGCUCAGACAGUUUUAAAUCGUUCUAUGUAAAACAACACAAUCGAACUUUGAAUGAAUUUUGGAUGAAACAUUCGGAUUGUGAAUCUACAAUGUCCACCAUUGAGUUGAGGAAAGACCAUUCAAGAUUCUUGGAGGUAUUGCUUAUGACGGUGUUGUAUACCAUUUUAUUGGCUUAUUUGUAUUCGAGAUAUUACGAAAAACCCAUUGAAUUCAUCCGACCUUCGGAAGAAUAA
Molecule: messenger RNA, 549 nt
Organism: Schistosoma rodhaini
Lineage: Eukaryota; Metazoa; Platyhelminthes; Trematoda; Strigeidida; Schistosomatidae
Source: the annotation of a GenBank genome assembly